UCCCAGGCCGCACGUCGGUGGCGGCAAGGCACCAGACUUGCGGUGGCCGUGUUCAGUUGACUGGCCUGUGGAAGGACAGCUGGCAGCUCACGUGGUCUGAAGUCAACAACAAACUCAGACUGACACGUGGGUCCGUUCUAGAUGAGUGCGAGUAACUUUAGGAGUAAGAGCUGGCUGCCGGAGAAAAGGCACGAAUGAUGAGCUAGACUUUGGGUGUGGACAAGCAGCGAGCUACAUCAGAAAAAAAAGUUCCUCCCUUGUUUGUCCACGCGGGUUUUUUUACUCUGUCGAAAUUACAAACAACAAAAUGAAUUAAAAUGCAAAUAUAAGGCAUUCAGAAGAUGCAUUCAAAGAUAUGUAGUAUUCCAAACUGGUCAGCAAUGUCACAUUGAUGAGAUAAUAGCCACCACAGGAAGUACACUGCCCAGAAGGAACUCUCCCAAAGCUAACAUGUGUGUUAUGUCUUAUUUAUGUCUUAUAGAUCAUGUUUUCUAUCAAAAAUUGCAAGCACUAGAUAAGGGGAAAACAGGAUGGUCCAAAAAAGUGAGGUUAGUCCUUUGUCAGGUGGGCAUUAUGAACUGCAGCAUUGUCCUCUUGAAGAGUCUUCAGUCAUGAGGGAUGCCCCCCGCAACAUCUCAUAGCCAGCCGCCGUUUGACGCCCCUACACAAACUGAUGCUCCAUUGUUCCAUUGAAGGGAAAAACACCCCAGAUGCCGUCUAAUGGUUAUUGGACUACACUCGGCAGCAGUAACCACAUUCAUUUGGGCCUAGGAUUGUUCCUUGUCGUGACAGAAACGGAUCCAACGGAUCCCCUGGCUCAGGGCGGGUGACAUUUUUUUGGGUCAACCACUUGGCUUUUUUUGUUCCAUAACUGUCAUGAUGUUUGAAGAAGUUUCAAAUGAUCGUCUUACUGCGUCCAACAGCAGCAGUACACAGUUAAGAUUGACUCUUAUGCAGCUCAACAAUCCGACCGUUUUCAAAGAGAGAAAGCUUUUUUGCCUUUGCCAUCAAUGGCAAAUGAUCAUGUUGAUCAUUAUCAUGUGAAUUACCAGUCAGAAAAUGACUUCUUGUGUUUGUUAUUUUGGUCUUUUGGACCAAAAGAUUUGGACCAAAUGGAGCUUGUUAGGCGUAUUAUUAUAUAUUAUAAUAUUAUAAAGAUAGUGUUUCAUUAUAUAAUAUAAAUAUAGUAUCCGCCCAUUUACAUGUCGAAUACGAAAACAUUGAAUUACAGCAGAUUCUGUUGCAUAUUGGCCAACGGGCGCAAUCAUCAUGAAUUGUGUAUCUGUCGUCCGACUUUGUUUACAGUUACAGUUUCAUGAGGUCAAAUGUAUUACAGCUGUUCCCUCAUUAUGCUUGUAGAACAAAGCGGGAGGGAAAUGCGGUGCUGCUAAGUGACAUGCUCGGACUACAAAUAGCAACACAGAACCUUCUAAUCUUCCAGUCUUUAACUUGUUUUUUGCUGAAAGUUGACAAUAGUAAAUUGGAAGUACUAUACACCCCUCUCUUUGGAAUCCAUAGAGUUGCUCUUGGAGCACAGUAUGUGGGAAAAAGUGAUGGAAUGUCGCAUUAUAUUUUAACAUAUCAAUAUAAAGCAUCCACCCUCGGCCAUCUCUGUGCGGUGUUUGCAUGUUCUCCCUGUGCAUGCGUGGGUUUUCUCUGGUCAAAAUGACCACAAUUGAGAUUGUUUGGACCUCCUCUUGAUUUGAGCUCGUCCUGAUUUAAAAAAUCAGCUCCUGGCUCUGGAGACGAUAGAACCUGCAUUCCCAGACUCAAAGGUAUGGACAAAGAGCUCAAGUUUUUCAUCUCCCAAUUACAGCUGCACAACCACCAGGACGCUGAAAGAGCCAGUUGGUUGUGCUAUUCUCAGCUCAGGAACUCCAUUCUGAAGGGUAAUUACGGUCAGAAACGCAUGUUUACUGAGCAAAGGAAGCUCACGUCAACACUUGGCUUGGGAAGAAGGGACCGACUGUGAUGGGGGAGCUGGGAAUAACGACAGAUAAUGAGACAGAGGGAGGAGUAGCUGCAAGGAAGGGAGACAACUUUAAGGGAAGACAGUUGAGAGGGGGAAAAAAACAUCAUCACUUUUGCAAAAGUAGCUAUCGAGCAUCCAGGAUGGGAACCCACACUGAGCAGGACACUGGGUUACCAGACACGGAUAUAUUUAUUUUAUUUGGAUAUUCAAAAUAAAAAGCUAUGCCUCUGAGCGGCUCUUUUCGGAGACAUUUAACCUGCCUGCGUUCAACUUGGAGGUGGAGCACAGGUCACUUGGUCAACAAGGGCUCCACAAGGUCCUGCAAGAGUGCCGAAAUAAAGCGAAAGCAGUCACGGAGUCAGAGUAUGGUUCAGGCCAUGGAGGAGAGCUAUGAGGUGGACCUCAUUUACAUCACAGAAAGGAUCAUCUCCCUCUCUUUCCCCGGCGCUGCCGAGGAGCACAGCUACACCGCCCACCUCAAGGAGGUGGCGGCCAUGCUGCGCUCCAAACACAGCAACCACUAUCUGGUGCUCAACCUGAGCGAGUUGAGGAAUGAUCUCGCAAAGCUAAACCCCAAGGUCCUAGAGUUUGGUUGGCCAGACCACCACGCGCCGCCACUGGACAAGAUCUGCAGUAUGUGCAAGGCCAUCGACAUGUGGCUCAACGGCGACCUGCACAAUGUGGUGGUGCUUCACAACAAAGGGAACCGGGGUCGCACGGGGGUGGUGGUGGCCGCCUACAUGCACUACAGCAACAUAUCGGCAAGCGCUGACCAAGCGUUGGACAGGUUCGCCAUGAGGCGCUUCUAUGAGGACAAAGCACUUCCUGUUGGUCAGCCGUCGCAAAGAAGGUAUGUGCAAUACUUCAAUGGACUUUUGUCCGGCCAGAUCAAAAUCAACAACAAGCCCCUAUUCCUGCAUCAUGUCAUCAUGCACGGCAUUCCCAACUUUGAGUCCAAAGGAGGAUGCCGGCCCUUUCUGAAAAUCUACCAAGCGAUGCAGCCAGUCUAUACAUCGGGAAUAUACAACGUGCAGGGAGAUGGCAACACCAGCAUCUGCAUCACCAUCGAGCCCGGCCUCCUGCUAAAAGGUGACAUCCUGCUGAAAUGUUACCACAAGCGCUACAGAAACCCCACCAGGGAUGUUGUGUUCAGAGUUCAGUUCCACACGUGCGCCAUCCACGACCUCGGGGUGGUGUUUGGAAAGAGCGAGCUGGACGAGACGUUCAAAGAUGAGAGAUUUCCUGAAUAUGGGAAGGUGGAGUUUGUCUUUUCGUACGGUCCGGAAAAAAUCAAAGGCCUGAGUCACCUGGAGAAUGGCCCCAGCGUUUGUGUGGACUACAACACCCAGGAUGCUCUGAUCCGUUGGGACUCAUAUGAGAACUUCAGCCACCGCUGCGAAGGCACUGUGGAUGAAGAGCAUGAUGUUGUUCACACUCAUGGUCCUCUUGAUGGCAGCCUGUAUGCACGGGUCCGUAAGAAAGACUCCCUGGAGGGAGUGGUCACCAUCAAUGGCCUCCCAGUCCAUGAAAACCUCCUGACUGCCACGGAAAACCCUUUGAGGCACCCAAACCACCAACUUCAAACCACAGAGCAUACUGUUCCUGUAACAGGCCAUGCCUCUCUCCCUGCUGUUGACCACACCCUCUCUGUGAGCAGCGACUCGGGCAACUCCACCGCCUCCAUCAAGACUGACCGUACCGAGGAACAUAGUCAGUCCCUGCAGGGUGGCUCAAGCCAUGGUAACCCAGUACCAAGUCACCCCUCCCUCAGUCCGCAUGAGAAGAAAGAACUUGAUCAGCUUCUGAGUGGACUUGAGGCUCCUGUUCAUCAACGACAAGCAUAUCUGUCCACUUCAGCCAGUCCAGGAGGGGGUGUCCGGCACCUCGUCCCUGCACAGGUGCAUGUCAACGGGGCCCACGCCAGGCUUACUGGUGCCGCUUCGGCAGAGGAACGUGAGACAGAUAUUCUUGACGACGAGCUGCCCAACAGCCAAGAGGGUAAUAGCGUGGACAGUUUGGGUACGCUCUCGUCCUUAGAGGGCCAGGCAACACCAGCAGACAUCUACUAUCAGUCAGAAGCCCCCCUGAGAGCUCAAAGGGACGGGUCCUACCUUGAGAGAGGUCUUCUCAGUGAAAAGUCGAAUGAGAUGCCUGUGCACGGAAUACAAACACCCACUGCAAUGCAGGAGCGCAGCCCCUCGGUGUCCCCACAAGGGGGGUACAACACCUACCAGAAUGGGAGCGGAAUGUAUCGCUCACAGUCUUUUGGUAACCCGCCUCCAAGCAGCCCGGAGGCCAACCCUAAGCUGAUGCCCAGGGCACCAGAGAGGAGCACCAGUAGCCGGGAUGCUGUUCAAAGAGGUCUCAAUACGUGGCAUCAGUACAGCCUGCCAGAUGAUCCUUUUGGCCCCCCCCUUCAGUCCACCCAUAGCUUGCCACAUUUCCCCUCCUCCGCUUCUCAAAGGGACAUUGAGCAGUCAAUUGAGGCCCUCAACAUGCUCAUGCUAGACCUGGACCCCAUCAACUCCCAAAUGUCCAAGUCAUACAGUGCUCCUCCUGGGGAAAAUACCCUCCAUUCAUCGCAGGCACCCUUCUCCCAGACACUCACAAGGCCCUCGUUCCAGGCAGACUUUGCCAUCCACGGCUAUAGCACCUCUGGGUCGUUCAACAACACCUUCCAUCAGCCCCCACACUCUGGGAGAACCUUUCCCACCCAGAGCCCGGUUUUGGAGUCUCCAGGGUACUCUCCACAAAGGCCCAGCCCCACCUACCAACAGCAGAACACCACCCCGACACACACACCUGAACCCUACAUGCACACACGCCAAGGGCAGCACUUCCCCUCAGAUCCCUCCUCAACCGCCCAACAGCCGCUAAAGCCUGUGAACUCUUACACAGCCGGCGUCACCUCUCACUCCCCGGACCCGCAGGGCUCAUCACCCUAUCCAGGCUGCAGUGAGUCCUCCUCCCCUCUUCCCGCUCUCACCCCUCAGCCUAAGGACACCUCCUCUUCCUCUUUGGCCCGAGUACAAGAUGCAGAGGAGGAGACUCUGAACCUGGAGGGCCUGGUGGCUCACCGCAUCGCUGAAUACAACGCUCGCAUCCAGGGCAUCAGUGAAAGCAUGACACCGCAACAAUCUGACCGCCAUCGCUCCUAUUCCUUCUCUGGGAUGCGUUCCAGGGGAAUAACCCCGGAGGUGAGCCAGGGGACGGGUCGGCGUCGGACCACCAGUGAGGGUCAGUACCAGAGUGGCCGUGACAGCAGGUCGACGGGCCCUUCGCCAGACUUCAACAGUCUGUCCCACAACCCUGGGGGAAGACCCAGAGAGGGUCCAGCGCACGGCUACAGGGAGGCUUUUGAAGACGAUAGGUUUGCCAACAACAGUCCCACUUUGCGAGGCUGUGCACGCUCCCAACCUGGGUGGACGUCAGCACCCGGAGUGAAUCCUCACCAAAAGGUCACAUCCGACUCAGAUUGUAGUGAUGGAGAGCAAGAUAAUCGUGGUUUUGUGGAAUUUCGAGCACAGCAGUUCAGCGCUCCUCCCACCUCCAGCAGUGCUGAUGGGAGGUAUGUUUCUUCAGACCACAGUCCAGCACCGUUUUACUCUCAAAGACCUGCCUCCCCUGAUGGCGCCCAGGUCAACAUUAUGGGGGUCCACACCGUCCCCGGUAGCCCCAAUACCCUCCACCGCACAGUAGCCACCAACACGCCCCCGAGCCCUGCCCUCCAAAGGCGCCUUGGCCAAGCCAGUCCCUCGCCUGUCCGACACACGCCCCCCCCAGGCAGCAGCAGGGAUAACAUCCCAUCCAGUCCCCUAAUUGGCAGAAACCCCAAAACAGCAGGCGCCAGUGUGCCACCGCCCAGCCCCCUGAUGGGGCGGCACGCAGCAGGGAGCGGCCACAGUACCCCUGAUGAGUUGGGGGCCACUUCUCGUCAGGCGCAGCCACCUUGCACACCCGCCUUUCCCGUCUCUCCCCAACUGCCAGAGAAGAAGAACGCCAGCAGUGUGGGCGUAGAGAGAACGGAAAACAAGAACCUGGUGCUGGAUGGUGGUGGGUCAAACCUGACCGGGACACUCUCAGACGCCUCCAAGUCUAUUUAUGAUGGUUAUCCGGACAUCAAGAUGAACGUCAAGUUUGUCCAGGACACGUCCAAGUUCUGGUACAAGCCCGACAUUUCCCGGGAGCAAGCCAUUAAUGUGCUGAAGGACAGGGAGCCCGGCGCCUUCGUCAUCAGGGACAGCCACUCCUUCCGCGGGGCUUACGGUCUUGCCUUGAAAGUGGCUUGCCCACCACCGAUGGUGCAGCAAAGCAAAAAAGCCGGAGAUCUGACCAACGAGCUUGUGAGACACUUCCUGAUUGAGACGAGCCCCAAAGGUGUCCGUCUGAAGGGCUGCCCCAACGAGCCCUACUUCGGUUGCCUCUCCGCGCUGGUCUACCAGCACUCCAUGACGCCUCUGGCGCUGCCCUGCAAGCUCAUGAUCCCCACCAAAGACCCCAAUGAAGAGGCGCUGGAACUGGCCACACCCACCGACCCAGUUGUGGAGCUUCUGAAGCAAGGAACAGCUCCGAAGGUUCCAGAGGAGUCCUAUGCAUGCAACGUGCUCUAUAUUAACUCGGUGGACAUGGAGUCCCUGACCGGCCCCCAGGCCAUUGGCAAGGCCAUCAGUCAGACCCUGGCGACCAAUCCUCUGCCCGCCGCCACCGCCGUCCACUGCAAAGUCUCCCCGCAGGGCAUCACGUUGACAGACAGCCACAGAAAGAUCUUCUUCCGGCGACAUUAUCCCCUAACCACCAUAACCUACUGUGACACCGACCCCCAGGACAGGAGGUGGGGCAAGGAGGGCGGCGGUUCAGUCAGGCUUUUCGGCUUUGUGGCGAGGAAACAAGGAAGCACAACCGACAAUGUCAGCCACCUGUUUGCAGAGCUGGACGCCGACCAGCCCGCCUCGGCCAUCGUCAGUUUCAUCGGCAAUAUGAUGCGGCGGUGAAAUGCCCCCCUCCCUUAUCAUUUUGAUGAUUUUCUCUCUGGGAUUCGACGAUGUCCUCUUCUUUUCUCAUUUCCCUUUUUUUUGCCUUACUGGUUCGGUCGACGUGUUCCACGCGUCUUUUUGAGGGAGCUGUCGGAUGUGAUGAACGCGGAGGACGGCGGCAUUGGUAAGUGUGGACGUGAGACGUUUCAGGGUCGUUCUCUUGCUUUUUGCUCUUGAUUGUUUUUAACCAAAGCGCAAGAAUGACGUAGCAACGAAGCCAUUCUUUUUAUUUCCUCCUUUAAAAGACGGACACACAAAAAAGAAAAGAAAUCCUUUCUUCUUGACUUGGUCUUCAGGAAAAAAAAAAUGUAAAAAGUUGGCCUGGAUGGCUUUUGACGGAACAUUGUCUGAAGACGUUAUGCAUGUUAGCUUGACCUUUAAGCUUGGUUCUCCUCCCUUCCACCAACCCUGGUCAAACCCUGGAGUGGACUUUUCUGGUUCUGCUUUGUGUUAGAAAGGGCUCUGCGGUGAAACGGCGACUGAUCUAAACUGCACAUAUCAGACCAGAACUCGAAAAAAAGAAAGAAAAAAAGCCACACUAAGCCCCUCCCUCCCUGAAAGACACUUCUUCACUGCAAGCGACUGGUGACUUUGAUACGACUGGCCACAGGGUGGCGCCACCCAGUCAGGCUUGCACUGAACGACACUGGAAAGCACCUCCAGGAACCCAAACCUGGACCUAUGCACUGUUGUUUCUGCAUGCUGUUCCUCCCUCAUAGCUGCAUUCACUGAAAACAUUCUAUGCUGUGUUCCACUUAGACACUGUGGCUGUUUGACUUGUCAGAGACUGCAUGAAGUAGACUUUGUUUUUAAAUGCCCCUCUGAUAUGGAGCCAUAUUAGGGCCCAACUUUUAUGUACUUGAAAAAAAUGGAAAAAACAUGAAACACAAUAUUCAAGUUGGAUGUUGGCUUUGGAAAAAUACAUCAGCAUAUUCAAAUGUGCAGAAAAUUAUAAUUAGUAAAAUUACAAUACAAUUACAUUUGUAUUUAAAAACAUUUUAAAUAAUUUUAAAUUAAUUGAAUAAAAAAGUAAAUUUAAAUAAAUAUAUUUUGAGAAUCAUCUGGCUUUUCCAAAUAAAAGUAAAUUUACUACAAAUUAUUACUCAAAAUUUAAUUAAAAUGAUGAAAAAAGUAAUAUUUUGAUAAAUAUAUUUAAUAAUAAUUGAAACUGGAAAACUAUUUUAAGUUUUGAGUUUUUUAUUUUUUAAGUAAUUUAAAUGUACUAUAAAUUAAAUUAAAAGUACAUUGAAAUGCAUGUACAAAUUAAAAUUAAAUUAAUUAAAUUAAAAUUAAAUAAAUUAAAAUUAAAAUACAAAAAUAUUUUUAAAAAAUUUUAAUAAAUAAAAAUAUAUAAUUAAAUUACAAUUUCAUAAAAUUUUAAUACAAUACAAAUUGAAUGCAUGAAAUUGUAUCAGGCAAUGUAUGACAUAAACAUGACUGAAUAAAUUAUUAUUUUUAAUUUUGUUAACUUUCAUACAUUUUACAACAAAUGAAUGUUCACGUGCGCCCCCUCCCCAUGAAAGGACACAUACACAUAAUGUUAGCCUAGCGCUAGUUGCAUCCUCACUGCCGUCUGUUGGCUAUUUCACGUUUUUGUCCCGCACACCAUGCACACUCACACCAUUGGUGCAAAUUAUUCUGGCAGCAUGUUGGAAUUGUUUAGUUCCUAUCUUCAGAGUUGCACUGGAAGAAGCUCUCACACAAGCUUAAGUUUCACUCCACACUCUUACUUUACUUUCCAAAUUCAACAUCUGAACUUGAAUAUUCCGUGUAAAAUUGUGUCCUUGGCCCUGAUAUAGCUCCACACUCUCGAGUCCUCAACCAGACGUAGACAACCCAUCUUUUUUUGUGGUCCGACUGAGGCGGGCUUAAUCUUUCACCGCCACGGUUCCGUCUCUGUGUUUGUUUCCACCGUGUUGUCAGAAAAGGCAUUUAGAUAUUUUUAGCAGGAGAAGAAGAAAAAAAGUGCACAAUUGCGCACACUGGAGCAUCUACAAUAAGAGGAUAGAUAUAAAUGUACAUAGAUGAACUACUUUGACAGGUGACUUAGCGAAAAGUAUUUAUUUUUGUUGCUUUGGUCCCUCAUGAGUACUCAUAUUAUGCAUAUAUUGUACAGUCUAGAUAAAGAGAUGAGUCCAGAAAAAAUCUAUACUUAUUUUGGCUAAUGAUUUCAAAGUCUGAGGAAGGAUUUUGAAUAUAUUGUGUACAUGACUUUGUACAUGUUUGUUUUGGCUCAUCUUGUUUGUCAUCUUGCAUGGACAGAAGCGUUGGCGGGAAUCUUUUAGAACUAAUUGUAGCAGGUAGAUCUUUGCAGAUUUUCACACAAAAAAAACAGGUAAAAGAGGCCAAGCUCAAAUGCAAUAUAUGUAGAAAAAAAAAAAACAGUGUGCGCCCAUGACAGUUAUAGUUUUUGCCAAAGAGUCACACGAGCUGCUUUUUCUGUCUGGUUGCCAUAUUUCAUGCAAAAGAACCCACGCAGCACAGAGCUCAAUUUGUUACACAGGGAGCUUUACAUGUGUGCACUGAGACAUUAUUGAUGUCUUUUUCUUUUAAAAUUCAUGUCCCUGGAGGCCUCCUGAGUUGGUGUAGCACUUAACUUAAAAGCAGCAGAGAAGCGCCGGCAAUUCAACAUGCAAAAAGCUCUAUCACACCUACCAGACGUCAAUGAUUUAUUUAUUCUUAUUUAUUUCUUUUCCUUCCAUCAUGUGUGUCGUGUGGAAGCAGAGCCGUUCUCUUUUCUUUUCUUUUUUUUUAUUUUUUACAAGUGCUAGAAAGUGUCCAGAAAGACAUCUGAACUGUAUGAAUGUGCAAAAAGACAUCGGGAUUGUUAUUGUCCUUCUCAUUCUUCAUUCUAUCAUUAUGGCUUAAUUGUUCCUGAGGAGAAGAAAAAAAAAAACAUUAAAGCAAUACAAGUCUGUCAAGGUUAUGAGUGUCGUUA
Molecule: messenger RNA, 9943 nt
Organism: Doryrhamphus excisus (bluestripe pipefish)
Lineage: Eukaryota; Metazoa; Chordata; Actinopteri; Syngnathiformes; Syngnathidae
Gene: tns1a
Product: tensin 1a
Biological process (GO): fibroblast migration
Cellular component (GO): focal adhesion
Molecular function (GO): protein binding
Source: RefSeq, a predicted model, not a curated record